AAAGUCCCAUGGUGCUUAGCGAGAAAAUGGCUGACCGAGAAUGACACACGCUGUGUUUUAUCCAGAAUUUACCAAACCAUUUUUUGAAUACAGUCCUAGUUAAAAUAUAGGCUUAAACAAAUAUCUUUUGAGGUUCGACUGUUUAAUGUAAAUCAUGCUUUCUUGAAUCACGGAGACUGACGCUUCAUUUGUGUUUACCAAUAUCUUGACCCUAACGCGUGUUUUUCACAUCACAACAUGGCCACAGUAGCAGCCAAACGCGAGGGGCCGCAGUUCAUCAGUGAGGUGGCCGUCAGAGGAAACAACGCGGUGCUCGACUACUGCCGCACGUCCGUGUCUGCUCUGUCCGGGGCGACAGCGGGCAUCCUCGGGCUAACAGGACUCUACGGCUUCGUCUUUUAUUUCCUUGCCUCUUUCCUGCUGUCUUUGCUCCUGAUUCUCAAAGCCGGUCGCCGAUGGAACAAGUGCUUCAAAUCUCGACGUCUGCUUUUUACAGGAGGCCUGGUGGGCGGCCUCUUUACUUAUGUGUUGUUCUGGACUUUCCUCUACGGAAUGGUGCAUGUGUACUAAAGGGACUCGGACAGUACAGCAGCCGUGUAGAUGUAGAACAGUAACAUGAUAGAGAUGCUGUCUCAGGGUAGAGAGUGCUGAUUGAUGUAGCACAGAUCUUGACCGUGAUCUUACGUUUAGCCAUUCAAAUUUAAAACAGUUUUCUCAGUACUAAUUGCACUGAACUUUAGAUAUUUAAAAAU
Rhinichthys klamathensis goyatoka is the source of this 752-nucleotide messenger RNA. RefSeq names its product ER membrane protein complex subunit 6 (gene emc6). Gene Ontology annotation, cellular component: endoplasmic reticulum; membrane; EMC complex. The coding region runs from base 238 to 570 and encodes 110 amino acids. NCBI's taxonomy places the organism in Eukaryota, Metazoa, Chordata, Actinopteri, Cypriniformes, Leuciscidae. Gene Ontology annotation, biological process: protein folding in endoplasmic reticulum; autophagosome assembly. The transcript has 2 exons. The record is from RefSeq and is a predicted model, not a curated record.